Molecule: messenger RNA, 3422 nt
Organism: Neogale vison (American mink)
Lineage: Eukaryota; Metazoa; Chordata; Mammalia; Carnivora; Mustelidae
Gene: WNT7B
Product: Wnt family member 7B
Exons: 4
Coding region: 393-1442 (349 amino acids)
Biological process (GO): canonical Wnt signaling pathway; neuron differentiation; cell fate commitment
Cellular component (GO): extracellular region
Molecular function (GO): frizzled binding; cytokine activity
Source: RefSeq, a predicted model, not a curated record
GGACAAGUGCGGACACAUUGGCCGCGGCGGAGCUCGGCGAGGCGCGCACGGCCCCAGGCGGCUGCGCCCAGUGGAGGCAGCACCCGCCCGCCCGCAGAGCUCGGCCCGGCCCCCGCCGGCGCUCGUCGUGCCCUGCGAUCUCUCAGCCCCGCUCCGAGGUCGCGGUUCCCGGCCCAGGUCACUACCCGGGCGCACGCGGCGGCGGAGGCAGCGGCGCCCCGGGCUCACCAUGGUGGCAGCGCGCGCCGAGUGCUCGCGCGUCGCCGGCCGCCCGAGCCGCAGCGCUGGCUGAGAGCGGUUCACCGAAGCCCCCUGCCCUUGCCGGCUCCCCGCCCCGCUCGCGCGUCCCUUCCGGCCGCCGCUGUCUAUGGCGCAGCCCCCCUCCCUGGAUCAUGCACAGAAACUUUCGCAAGUGGAUUUUCUACGUGUUUCUCUGCUUUGGCGUCCUCUACGUGAAGCUCGGAGCGCUGUCGUCCGUCGUGGCCCUGGGAGCCAACAUCAUCUGCAACAAGAUCCCUGGCUUGGCCCCGCGGCAGCGCGCCAUCUGCCAGAGCCGGCCCGAUGCCAUCAUCGUGAUUGGGGAGGGGGCGCAGAUGGGCAUCAACGAGUGCCAGUACCAGUUCCGCUUCGGACGCUGGAACUGCUCCGCCCUCGGCGAGAAAACCGUCUUCGGGCAAGAGCUCCGAGUAGGGAGCCGCGAGGCCGCCUUCACCUAUGCCAUCACCGCGGCUGGCGUGGCGCACGCCGUCACGGCCGCCUGCAGCCAGGGGAACCUGAGCAACUGCGGGUGUGACCGCGAGAAGCAGGGCUACUACAACCAGGCCGAGGGCUGGAAGUGGGGCGGGUGCUCCGCCGACGUGCGCUACGGCAUCGACUUCUCCCGGCGCUUCGUGGAUGCCCGCGAGAUCAAGAAGAACGCGCGGCGCCUCAUGAACCUGCACAACAACGAGGCGGGCAGGAAGGUCCUGGAGGAGCGCAUGAAGCUGGAGUGCAAAUGCCACGGCGUGUCGGGCUCGUGCACCACCAAGACGUGCUGGACCACGCUGCCCAAGUUCCGCGAGGUGGGCCACAUGCUCAAGGAGAAGUACAACGCGGCGGUGCAGGUGGAGGUGGUGCGGGCCAGCCGCCUGCGGCAGCCCACCUUCCUGCGCAUCAAGCAGCUGCGCAGCUACCAGAAGCCCAUGGAGACGGACCUGGUGUACAUCGAGAAGUCGCCCAACUACUGCGAGGAGGACGCGGCCACGGGCAGCGUGGGCACGCAGGGCCGCCUGUGCAACCGCACGUCGCCGGGCGCGGACGGCUGCGACACCAUGUGCUGCGGCCGCGGCUACAACACGCACCAGUACACCAAGGUGUGGCAGUGCAACUGCAAGUUCCACUGGUGCUGCUUCGUCAAGUGCAACACGUGCAGCGAGCGCACCGAGGUCUUCACCUGCAAGUGAGCGCCCCGCCGGCGCGCAUGCGCACACCGCUGGGCGCGCCCCCCGCCGCCCCGCACUGCGGGGGGCUCCUUCCCGCCCCGCUGGUCUCUUCCUGUGGCCGAGCCCUGUCCCGGACCAGCCCAGAGGUGUCCCUCUGGGGCCUAGGGAGUUCCUGCUUUUCUCUGGGGAAGCGGACCCUCCGGGACUCGAGCGUCCCCUCCCCCGCCUGGUGGCAUGGACGACGUGGAAAUGCCAUGCGGGCCGGCGACGCCACGCGGGCCCCCACGCGGGACCCUUCCCCUGGCCGCACCCACCGCCCGGGGCCUCGGGGUGGCCCGGGCAGAUGUUGACCGAGUUUAUUUAUGUGUCCUUAGUAUCAGAGAAGAGUAGCACUAAGGCAUAGCCAGUCCUAAGUGUACCCCGUGUGAGCGCAGCCCCUGGGGCCCCCACUUGCUCUCCCGUCUCUGGACCCGAGGGAGCAUCCCCCGUGCACAGCGCCCUCUGACCCUGCCCCCAGAGGGCCUCUGAGGAGAGCCACGGACAGGGACCCUUCUUGAAAAUCGUAUCACACAAAUCAAAAUGUCCCCCACCUCAGGCUCCAGGAGUGCUGCGUCCCCUCCCUAAUGCUGUCCCCCCCGCCCAGUGCCCCCGCCAGCCCGGCAGCCUCAGUUUACAGAGCCCACUCCCGCCCAGAGCCAGCUGGAAGCCUUGGACAGCCCUGAGCUGGCUGGCGGUGGGCUGGCGGGUGGGGGGCGGGUCAGGGGUGUCUGCCUUCUUUGACAGAUGCAGACACCGAGGCCCCAAAGGGCUCAAGAAUGAGCCAGAGACCCUGAAGUGAUGAGCAGAGGCUCCUGCCUUGGCUCGGGCAUCCUGACCCUGGGCAACGUGCUCUGGGGACACCCAGGGUGGCUUGAGACUGCCCCCAUGUUUUGAGAAAUCGGGCUGUACCCCUCCUUCCCUGCCGCCAGCCGCACAGGGACCUGUACCCCCAGAGAUGCCUGCUGGGGCUUCUCUAUGGCCUCUGUGUCCAGUCCUACUCCUUGGGCCCUGACUCCAAUGCUGAGAAAGCUCAGAGCCAGCCUGCUGUCCCGGCAGGUGUCUGCGCUCCAGACCCCUCCCCCAGGGUCCCUCCCUACAGACCCACCCUCCCCUGAAGUUCAACUCACCCUCAAACUUGAGAGGGGGCCCUGCUCAGGUCUCAUGUGCGGGCUGGGGAGAGACCAGAACCCUGGGACUCGGGGCUGACGUGUCCUCUGAGAACACGUCCACCCUCCCUCAGGGAGUGGCUUGCCGGCAAGGGUGGCGUGCGGCUGGCUUCUGGUGUGUUGCCUUCCGCUGCUCGUGUGUCCACCCCCUGGCCCCCAGUUUAGGGUAUUUUCAUGCAGAAACCUGUGGAAAUGUGUCCUCAGGCAGCUGACAAGCCAAGUGGGCCCGACAUUAGCCUGGGGUGAGUGACACUCUCUGGGCCCUGGCCCUGGCAUCUACCCCGUGGGAAUGCCAGGACACUCCAUCAGCUGCUGUUCCUGGCACCUCCAGGCCACGGUGAACGCCCCGCCCCGGUCCCCCUCCUCUCCGGGUCCCAGGACACUCUUCCAAGUCCACAGGCCCGGUUAACUUAUAUUGUUAUAUAGCGUCGAAAUGUCUAUCGUGUCUUUUAAAUUAUUGUGACCUACACUGGGUACUGGAGGGAGGGGACAGCCUCAUGCAGUGCCCCGAGCCAGGCUCCUCCUUCUGCUUGAAAUGGACUCUUGGGGCCCUGGAUGCCAUCGAGUCACACGUAUUAUCCAGGCGCCUCUGCCGAAACCCUCCUCAAGAGUCUGUCAGCGGCAGCCCCUCCCUCGGGUGAAAGGGGGUCAGUGUGGCCCGGGUGGGGCGGGGGCGGUUGGGGCACUGCGUGUCCCUGUGGCCCUCCCACUUGAAGAGAGCUGGUGGGUUUUGGAUGGGCUGUGUCCUGCCUUCCCCGGAGGGGAGCGUCCGGUCCCAAUAAAGCUGGAAUCAGAA